AUGCCAUCUGUGGCAUCUGAACCUCCUCUGUCCGUCGUCUCCAACACCGUCCACUCGAACUCUUCGUCGUUGGAGGGCCCUCCGAGAAAGUCCCACGACAAGACCAUCAGCGGCGUUUUUACCUACACAAACGGGACCGAUGUCGAGGCAGGGUUGUCUGAUCACAGACUGGAUCAGCUCAAGAGCCUGCGCAACAACACUAGUCACAGUUCCCUGACAAAUGGCGUUCCUAACGGGAACGUCAAGGCGCCCCCUCGAGAUCGAAUACAAUCCAAGGCCGGCAGCUCCAGCUCGGCUGCGAGCACAAGCGCUGCCGCAAAGUACACUGAACAACUGUCGAGGAGUCCCGCGUCGUCAGAGGGACCACUGACCAAGUUAUCUAGUGUUGAGAAUGCGGCGGCAGAGCAGGAUGACGGGCAAAAUAAUGGCCUCUCCGAGCGGUCACCCAGGCCGCAGUCGACGCCAGAGUUGGGUAAAUUGACCACGAAUAUCCCUCCCGAAAAGCUCCAAUACGAUCCCUACCACAUGGUCACCGCUUCCACUGUCCCCGACUCUGCACGAAUAGAUGGGGAGUCGGCCACUGCUGGCCUCUCUCGCGGCCCCCUUCCCGCCCUUGCACGCUUCUCCUCUCCGCCCGCCAUGUCCCCGGGUGCUUCAAUACAAGAUCGACAUCACGAACUAUCACCGAGUCCCGAGCCCCCGAAACUCACGCAUCGCCAUACCCUACAAGUGCCAAAGGUGGGUGGCAUUGGCGCAGUCGGUCGGAGUUCGCGCGACUUCUCUUUCGCAGGCGCCCCUUCUGAAGAAGCGCUCUCCACCGCCACCGGUCGCUUCUCCCCGACACGAGAACAACAUGAUGGAAAUGUGGUGAGGCAUAGACGAGCGUCACUUGGCCUGGUUCGUAGGGCAACUCGGUCGAUGCAAUCGGACGCCCACUUGGACGAAGUUCCCCCGGAUGACGAUGCGGCGCGUUGGACCGAACUCAUCAAGCAGAAACGAGCGAGCAGGCGCAAAAGAAAAGAGGACGAGGAUGACGACCGCGUUAUUGUUGGCAAGAAGGUCGAGGAGGGUCACGUCAACUGGGUCACCGCCUACAACAUGUUGACCGGAAUUCGAUUUACUGUGUCGAGAACGAAUGCAAAGAUGGACCGGGACUUGACGGAUGCCGACUUUGACGCAAAGCACAAGUUCAGCUUCGAUAUCACCGGAAACGAAUUGACGCCCAGCGCCAAAUACGACUUCAAAUUCAAAGAUUACAGUCCGUGGGUCUUUCGGCACCUCAGGGCCAUCUUUGGGUUGGACCCGGCCGACUACCUUGUCAGUCUUACCAGCAAGUAUAUCCUCUCGGAAUUGGGCAGCCCCGGCAAGUCGGGCUCAUUUUUCUACUUCUCGAGGGACUAUAAGUACAUCAUCAAGACGAUUCAUCACGCCGAGCAUAAGCUGCUUCGGAAGAUCUUGAGGGACUACUAUCGGCAUGUACUGGACAACCCUAACACGCUGAUAAGUCAGUUUUACGGAUUGCAUCGGGUCAAAAUACCCUACGGUCGCAAAAUACAUUUCGUGGUCAUGAACAAUCUUUUCCCGCCCCAUCGCGAUAUCCACCAAAUGUUUGACUUGAAGGGGUCGACCGUUGGCAGAGAUUUUAGUGAGGAAGAUUUAGCCAACAACCCUCGGGCAACGCUGAAGGACAUGAAUUGGUUGCGGAGAGGUUUGCAUCUCGAGUUCGACGCUCGGAUACGACAGAUAUUCCUGGAUCAGAUGAAAAGAGACGUUGCUCUCCUGCAGAGGCUUCACAUCAUGGACUACUCCUUGCUGGUUGGUAUGCACGACCUAGAAAAGGGCAAUGAGGAGAACUUGAGAGAGACAACGCUGCAGGUGUUUCAGCCCGGGGGAGAGAACAACGAGGACGAGUAUGGAUCCUCAGUGUUGACUCGAACACCGUCCAGACUGGAGAAUGCGAGAAAAGCGCGAGAGUUGAGAUUGACGCUGAAGAAGGAGAAGCCUAUCCCUAUGGGCUUGGUUACCGCGAAGAUGCCGUCUGAGAUGGCCUCUGGGGAUGGAAGACGAGACCGGGUGUUCUACAAUUACGACGGCGGUAUUCGGGCUACGCAUGAGGAUGGACGAGGUGGUGACCUGAUUUACUACCUUGGCAUCAUCGACUGUCUGACCCAUUAUGGUAUGGUCAAAAGAAUUGAACAUUACUGGAAAGGUCUUUCGGCGCCGCGAGGGCAGAUAUCAGCUAUUCCUCCGCAAGCGUAUGGAGAACGAUUCGUCAAUUUUAUCACUGGAAUCACCAUGACCCAAGAAGAAGCCAAGAGGCGAGAAACGGGGGAGAGCCACCGAUUUUGGGAACAAGUACCGAUACAUGCUGCAUCUGCGGAGAAUCUAGGACAGCCAUCAGGUGUGGCCUAUUCUGCGGGUCUCGACUCAGCUACCGCGCAUUGUUCACCCAUGGGCCCGGCAGUGGAAAGGACCAUGAGAAAAGCGGCCAAGCAAACCGACAAAGCGACACCAUCUGAGAAAGGUUGGAGCAAAAACGAAGAGGAGAAGCCGGACCGGACAUUGAAAACAACCGAGGAUUCACGCGCCGCCAUGACCCUGCCUGUUGUCACGGAAGCGGGUGAAAGCACUGGAUCAAGCGAAAAGAAACGGGCGUUGAGUCCACCGAACGAGGCCGAAGAAGAACGGGAAGAUCAUCCCACUGACUUGACCUCGUCUCCUGUUCCUGUGGGCUCGUCAAUCCGGGGUGUACGCAGAGUCUCGCCUUCGACAGUGGCCACGGCGACAGAGAUGGGAGAAGAUGACACGAGCAUGUCAAGUCCACCGACGCAACCCCUCGAUUUCGAAGCAGAGUCGUACUCGGACGACGAAACCCAGUCCCUGCAGGAGCGGAACGUGAGAAUGGAGAGGGAGUUCAACCAAAAGCCCCCGCGGAUAGCAAGCGAUUUGAUCCAGCCCCAGUCCCCUCUUCAGGACAGCGUGAUGAGGUCGCUUGAUGAGCAGAUGGGGGAUCUUGGGCGGAAUUCUUGA
This is a messenger RNA of Fonsecaea multimorphosa CBS 102226, 3030 nucleotides long. RefSeq lists its product as uncharacterized. The coding region runs from base 1 to 3030 and encodes 1009 amino acids. Gene Ontology annotation, molecular function: phosphatidylinositol kinase activity. NCBI's taxonomy places the organism in Eukaryota, Fungi, Ascomycota, Eurotiomycetes, Chaetothyriales, Herpotrichiellaceae. Gene Ontology annotation, biological process: phosphatidylinositol metabolic process. The transcript is spliced from 2 exons. The record is from RefSeq and is a predicted model, not a curated record.